CUCAACCUGUGGAUAUGAUGAAAUAAAACCAUGUAUCAGAAAGUCACCAGUCUCCAGUGACCUUCAUUCCCAGGAAACUGAACUUGAGUGGAAGUCACUUGGAGAUGUUUGGGUAACAAACGACUAGCAAGUCUAAUAAAUCAUCAUCCCUCCUCCUCCUCCUCCGGUUUUGUGAGGUUUACACAAAUGAUUUGGUCUGACGGUGCAGGAGGCCACUGCCUCAGCAGGUCUGGCCAGGUCACUGCUGGGAUGGGUGACUACCAGGGAACCACACAUAUGCCGCCUUGGAUUUCAUGAGAGGGAAAAGGUCAAGAUGUGGUCCUUGGUGUUGGCCAUGUUGGGUCUCCUGGCCUGGGCUGACUCCAGUCCUCUCCCGCAGUCCCAGGAAGUGGCCUCCAUUUUCUCUGACUUGACCCCAGCAGAACUACGGGCCAUCCGGGACUUCCUGAUGAGCCGCCCAGAACUGGGCCUCGAGCCAAGGAAAGAGGAGAAGCCGUCAUCCCUGGCCAAGAACAGCCUCUUCCUGGUGGAGCUUCUGGCCCCCAAGAAGAGCCAGGCCUUGGGCUACCUUGACUCAGGUGACCGCCGUCCUCGCCGCCGUGCCCGGGCGGUGGUGUUCUUUGGGGCCGGGGCCAGCCCCAACAUCACUGAGUAUGUAGUGGGGCCACUGCCGGUGCCAACCUUUUACCGGCCCUUUGGCCAGCCUGCGGCCUUCACAGCCAGGCCCAUGACGCAACUGGAAUAUGAACUGCUGUAUGAAAGGCUAGCAGGAUCCCUGGCUCCUCUGAAGAAGUUCUUGCAGGAUGCCUCAGGCUUCAGGCUCAAGGACUGUGGAGACCGGUGCUUCACCUUCACAGAUAUCGCACCCCGUGGCCUGACAUCGGGUGAGCGGCGGACGUGGGUGAUGCUGCAGCGCUUUGUGGAGGGCUAUUUCCUGCACCCAGUUGGCCUGGAGCUCCUCAUUAACCACAGAGAGCUUGACCCACACCUCUGGUCAGUGCAGAAGGUCUGGUACAAUGGACAGUACUUUGACAGUCCUGAGCAGCUAGCAGAGCUCUAUGUGCGUGGUGCAGUGACCAUAGUCCCCCUGCCCCCGCACCCAGAGCACAGCCUCUUCUCCACCUUUGUGCCACGAGGGCACUUCACCACCGGCCCCCCUACUGAUGUGCACGGUGCCAAAGUAUGUGAGCCACAAGGACAUCGUUACUACGUGCGUGGGAACCUGGUGGAGUACAGCGGCUGGAGCCUCGCUUUCCGGCUGCGCACGUCCACCGGCAUGCAGCUGUUUGACGUGCGCUUCAACGGGGAGCGCAUCGCUUAUGAAGUAAGCGUGCAGGAGGCCAUUGCGUUCUAUGGGGGGAACACGCCGGCAGCCAUGCAGACCAAGUACAUUGAUGUGGGGUGGGGGAUGGGCUCGGUCACUCAUGAACUGGCACCCGGCGUGGACUGUCCAGAAGUGGCCACCUUCUUGGAUGCCUACCACCAGUACGAUGCCACCGGUCCAGUCCGCUACCCUCGUGCCAUCUGCAUCUUUGAGCUGCCCAUGGGAGUCCCACUCAGGCGCCAUUUUGACAGCAACUUCCACGGGGGCUCCAACUUCUAUGGAGGCUUGAAGGGCCAUGCGCUUGUGUUGCGCACCACUGCCACUGUCUACAAUUACGACUACCUCUGGGACUUCCUCCUCUUCCCAAAUGGGGUGCUGGAGGCCAAGGUCCACGCCACAGGCUACGUCCACGCCUCCUUCUACACACCUGAGGGGAUCCGAUAUGGCAACCGCAUCCAGGCCCAUGUGCUGGGCAACAUCCACACGCAUUUGGUGCAUUACAAGAUCGACUUGGAUGUUGCAGGCGUCGGGAACAGCUUCGAGACGCUGGACGUGGCCUUUGAGAACAUCUCCCUGCCCUGGGCGGAGGGCCACCGCCUGGUGCAGCCGCGGCUGGAAGCUCAGCCGCGCCGGCGGGAGCGGCAGGCCGCCUUCCCUUUCGGCAAGCCGCUGCCUCGCUACCUCCUCUUCGCCAACCCCGCGCAGCCGAACCGCUGGGGCCACCCGCGCAGCUACCGCGUCCAGCUCAACUCCCACGCCGACCACGUCCUGCCCCGCGGCUGGAAGGAGGAGACGGGCAUCACCUGGAGCCGGUACCACGUGGCAGUGACCCAGCGCCACGACAAGGAGGACACCAGCAGCAGCCUCUACAUCCAGAACGACCCCUGGCAGCCCACCGUCAGCUUCGAGAACUUCCUCCGCAACGACGAGAGCCUGGAGAACAAGGACCUGGUGGCCUGGGUGACGGUGGGCUUCCUCCACAUCCCCCACGCGGAGGACAUCCCCAACACGGCCACGCCGGGCAACGUCGUCGGCUUCUACCUGCGGCCCUUCAACUUUUUCGACGAGGACCCGUCGGUGGCCUCCCGCCGCGUCGUCAUGGUGCGCCCUGCCCCGCCCGGGAGCAAGGAGCGGGUGAGCGUCCAGCGCUGGACCCCUGGCGGCCCGGACCCCUGCCUCGCCAGCCUGCCCUUCAGCUACAACGGCACCUACGGGCAGGAGUAGCCACAGCUCGGGCAGGCUCUCCCCCCCCCCCGGACCCUAGUGCCUGCCGCCCUCCCCUCAGCCGCACCUCCUGGGCCCACCACUGUCUUGGUGAUCCACCUGCGCAAAAGGGCGCCACGGAGCCGCAGCGCCGAACUCCGCGUGUACCACGAAUUGCAGGGGGGGGCAGCUUGAUGGAGGAGCGAUGAGGCCCAUCAGACUUGAGACCAUUGAUUUCUUAGGUCUGGCUUCAUGUUGCCUUCCUGUUACUGGAUCUAUAAUCAAUUUCAGAUGAGGAGACUUGGGGGGGUGCCACCUUCCUACCCUGUUGACCUGUCUGAUUGAAGCCUCAACACAGCCCACAGGAAGGAGUUCCACAGGUGCUGCGUGACCAGCCUGGAAUGGACUGUGUGGCUGUGGAUGGCCUCAGCAAAGAGGGAGGAGGAGGAGUGGCGGCGUUCAGCAGCUGCUGCGCACUGUAGCUAAAUACACCUUCUAUGUCCAGAAAGAGUCUACCGCGGACUACCAGGCAUUGGGGGCAUGCAGGUGGGGGCUGCUGCCCUUUUGCCCGGCUUAUGGGCCUCCCUGAAGCAUCUGCCUGUAGGAAUCGGGAUGCCAGACCAGGUGGACCCACUUGUGCAAAAUGAGCCCAAGCCUUUGGUGGUCGUCUUUUUUGCACGCCCUCCCCCUCUGGAGCCUUAACGGGUGGAGAGGCGCUCUUUUGCACACUGCCCUUGGUGUGCGGGCCCUGGACCUCCAGGGUCACUUGCUCGCUCUUGCACCAGGUGUUCGUUAAAUCCAGCUUGGUUGCCUGGGCCACCCCAUGGGACUAGGCCCCCAAUGCAUUGCUCAGCUCCCCUUCGUGAAGUAAGACUGUGACAGCCUACCUCACAGAGUUGUUGUGAGAGUGAACAAGAUAAAGCUUGUGAAGCCAUCUGCACCUGGGGAAAACAACCCUGUACUCAUAUCAUACUGGUUAGACCUGGUGCUACCCUGCUGUGAGGGUGGCAGAGGGGCCACUCUGCCCAGUACCUGGUGAUCCAGGGGCGGCGAAAGGCACGCAACCUGCAAGCUGGCAGAGCUUGCAGAGCCGCAGUGUCCCUGUGGACCUUCCCCAGUGCCUGUGCCAGGAGAGGAUGCCCUGAAGGAGGCGGAGCCAAUGGAGGCUCCCUGGGAGGGGGACCCCAACUAAUCCCCCCUGCACACCUACCCCUGGGUCACAGGAGGCCACGGAGGCACAGCAAGGCCCCUAGGCAGGCCAGGGGCUUGCUCCGGAUGCGGUGGGAUUGCAGCACCCAUCAGCCCAGCGGCCAGUUGAGGGUCGGCAUGGGAGGAGGGAGACCAGUGAUGGCUGGAUAGUGACAGACUGCCCCCCCCAGCCCUCAACGCCCCUCACAAGGAUGGCAUCUGCAGAGAACCCCCCCUCCUGGAGCAAGGCUUGUCGAGGGGAGGGACAGGGCCACAGCAGCCCCUCCCCCAUCAUUUUGCUCCCCGAGGCUCCCCCAGCCGCAAGUCAAGAGCCCUUGAGAACAAGGCCGACCCCCUAACUAUGGCGCCAGAUUCCACAAGCACAGUGUGGGGGGGUUAUUAACUGUUAGCUGCCCUUUCAUGGUGGUGGAAACUGCCUCCUUCGGCCUCAGAGAAGGGGAAUUAAAGGGAGAUUGGGCAGUCACCCAUCCCGUGGCCCCUCACACGCCUGCCUGGCCAGAGGCCAAACCUAGGGAGACUCUGAUCCACGGGGGGUGGAUUACCCCUUGUAGAAGACCCCCCCCCGAUUGCCCAUCUUGGCUGCAGGAGGAGCCCCAGCCGGGUGGAACAGCUCCCAUUUUACGUACAGGAGGUCCUUGGGGGCAACCCCCCCCCACUGGGAAAGGUGCAACAGCGACACACCUGUGGUGGAGCUCUGCCUGGGGGCCCCAGCCCAAAUCCCCCAUGAGCCAGACGCCCAAAUCCAUGUGACUCCCACCCAGUCCCCUUGGCGUUGCUUGAGGGUCAGUCCAAUUGGGGAUGCCCCACACAGUUCCCCCUGGCGGUAGCGGCAGCCCUCUCCCCAAGGAAACCGAGGGGGAAGGGCUGCGGAGGGUCCCCUGCACUUGAGGCCAUUAGGGUCCCUUGAUGCCCCCUGUUGAACAGAGGUCAUGGGCAAGAGGGAUCCUCUCUCCCAGGCCCCCAACAAAGUCAGUGUAGUGUAGUGGUUAGAGCGCUGGACUCAGACCUGGGAGACCAGGGUUCAAAUCCCAGCUUGGCCAUGAAGCUCAUUGGGUGACCUUGGGCCAGUUGCUGCCUCUCAGCCUAGCCUACCUCACAGGGUUGUUGUGGGGAUUAAAUUAAGAGGGAAGAACCAUGGACACCCCUUAGAGCUCCUUGGAGGAAAAGUGAGGUGUAAGCACAACAAAAAUAAUCAGAAGUGGCAAAGCCACUGCCGUUUUUGAAGAUCCUUCAGGUGGAGGGGGUCCUGAAAGGGAAAGGCGGACGACUGCAUAGGGCUGCCCGGGAGUCACCCUGGCAGAGCUGGCCUGUGCUUGUUGCAGGUGCAGUGGCCUGGAUAGCACCAGUUCCACGUUAGGAACAACAACUGUUGCAUUAGUCUGCCAUGGAGGGCGGCAAAAGCCUGCCCGAAACAAGGCUUUUUGUUUUCUAAAAACACAGGGCUAACUUAUGUGGUUAGAUCAGUUUAAAACCUUUGCAUUGAUUACAAUGUCACCCUUUUCAAUGGAUCCGUUACUGUGGAAGGCUGCCUUCAGAGACCCCCCCCCCCCUUCAUGCCACGGAAUGGCUUUUCUGUGAGGAGGGGCCUGUGGCAUGACACAUGCAGGCAGCUUUGGGGCGGGGGAACCAUAUUGGUUGUCCUAAAAUGUAUUUUGGUUUAGUUAUGCAUAAACUUAAUUAAUUAAUCAACUAUUCAAUUUAAACUCGUACAUGGGCAUGGGACUGAAACAGCCUUGGUCGCCUUGGUAGAUGAUAUGAGGGUAUGUGUUCCUUGAUCUCUCAGCGGCUUUUGAUACCGUUCACCACGGUAUCCUUUUGGACCACCUGAAGAGGCUGGGCAUAGGAGGCACUGUAUUACAGUGGUUCCGGUCCUUCCUCUCUGGUAGGUACCAAAGAGUAGCACUGGAGGAGGUUUCAGAUCCGUGGCCUCUCACUUGUGGGGUGCCACAGGGUUCUAUCCUCUCCCCGAUGCUAUUCAACAUCUAUGUAAAGCCGCUGGGAGCAAUCAUCAGGAGAUCUGGGCUGCAGUGUCAUCAAUAUGCAGAUGACACGCAGCUCUAUCUCUCAUUUAAAUCUUCACCGAGGUUGGCUGUAGAAACCAUGUCCAAGUGCCUGGACUCGGUGAGUGACUGGAUGGGAAAGAACAAGCUGAAGCUGAAUCCUGACAAAACCGAGGUACUGUUUGUCGGAGACAAGGGAAGGUUGGGGGAUGUGGACCUGAUGUUCAAUGGGGUACUAUUGCCCCUAAAGGACCAGGUCCGCAGCCUGGGGGUCAUUCUUGACUCCCAGCUGUCCAUGGAGGCUCAAGUUUCAGCUGUGAGCAGGGCAGCGCUCUAUCAACUGCAUCCGAUACGGAGGCUGCGCUCCUACCUUCCCAACCAUUUGCUCCCACCGGUGGUACAUGCCCUGGUCACCUCUCACCUAGACUACAGUAAUGCGCUCUACGUGGGGUUACCCUUGAAAACGGUCUGGAAAUUGCAACUGGUACAGAAUGCGGUGGCUCGUAUGAUCAAGGGUAGCCACCGACAAGAUCAUAUUACUCCAGUUUUGAAGGAGUUACAUUGGUUACCAGUUGUUUACCGGGCCCAAUUCAAGGUGUUGGUUUUGACCUUUAAAACCCCAUACGGUUUGGGCCCAGUUUAUCUGAAGGAGUGCCUCCAGCACCGUCAGGGAUGCCGCUCGACAAGAUCAGCCUCUCAAGACACCUCGAUCCCACCGGUUAAAUCAGCUAGGCUGGUGAGGACCAGAGAGAGGGCUUUCUUAAUAUUGGCCCCCACCCUAUGGAACUCCCUCCCAAAUGAUCUCUGACAUGCCCCCUCUAUGAUGAGCUUCUGCCGGACUUUAAAGGCCUGGCUCUUCAGGCAGACUUUUGAGAUGGGUUGAAACUUUUACUGUAUGUUUUAAUAUUUUAAUGCUUAUGGUAUGCUUAAUGUCUAAUGUAUUAUUCUGUUUUGUACGUCGCCCAGAGUGGCUGGGUAACCAGCCAGAUGGGCAACUCAUAAAUCCAAGAAUGAAUAAAUAAAACAAAUCCACUGACAAAA
Messenger RNA from Rhineura floridana, 6777 nucleotides. It is a transcript of the gene AOC1, whose product is annotated as amine oxidase copper containing 1. Gene Ontology annotation, molecular function: diamine oxidase activity; primary methylamine oxidase activity; quinone binding. The transcript is spliced from 7 exons. Gene Ontology annotation, cellular component: plasma membrane. Bases 314 to 2548 code for a protein of 744 amino acids. Lineage: Eukaryota; Metazoa; Chordata; Lepidosauria; Squamata; Rhineuridae. The record is from RefSeq and is a predicted model, not a curated record. Gene Ontology annotation, biological process: amine metabolic process; response to antibiotic.